This is a messenger RNA of Caenorhabditis sp. 36 PRJEB53466, 7805 nucleotides long. The record is from the annotation of a GenBank genome assembly. NCBI's taxonomy places the organism in Eukaryota, Metazoa, Nematoda, Chromadorea, Rhabditida, Rhabditidae.
AUGCCGUCCACCUCCCCCUCAAUCACAUCCACGGCCGGAUCAACUGUUUCUGGAGGCUCUGAAGGAACGACAGUCAGCUCUGCAUCGAGUAGCCCCAUCCCGUCCACCUCCCCCUCAAUCACAUCCACGGCCGGAUCAACUGUUACUGGAGGCUCUGAAGGUACGACAGUAAGCUCUGCAUCGAGUAGCCCCAUCCCGUCCACCUCCCCCUCAAUCACAUCCACGGCCGGAUCAACUGUUUCUGGAGGCUCUGAAGGAACGACAGUCAGCUCUGCAUCGAGUAGCCCCAUCCCGUCCACCUCCCCUCAAUCACAUCCACGGCCGGAUCAACUGUUACUGGAGGCUCUGAAGGAACGACAGUAAGCUCUGCAUCGAGUAGCCCCAUCCCGUCCACCUCCCCCUCAAUCACAUCCACGGCCGGAUCAACUGUUUCUGGAGGUUCUGAAGGUACGACAGUAAGCUCUGCAUCGAGUAGCCCCAUCCCGUCCACCUCCCCUCAAUCACAUCCACGGCCGGAUCAACUGUUACUGGAGGCUCUGAAGGAACGACAGUAAGCUCUGCAUCGAGUAGCCCCAUCCCGUCCACCUCCCCUCAAUCACAUCCACGGCCGGAUCAACUGUUUCUGGAGGCUCUGAAGGAACGACAGUCAGCUCUGCAUCGAGUAGCCCCAUCCCGUCCACCUCCCCUCAAUCACAUCCACGGCCGGAUCAACUGUUACUGGAGGCUCUGAAGGUACGACAGUAAGCUCUGCAUCGAGUAGCCCCAUCCCGUCCACCUCCCCUCAAUCACAUCCACGGCCGGAUCAACUGUUUCUGGAGGUUCUGAAGGUACGACAGUAAGCUCUGCAUCGAGUAGCCCCAUCCCGUCCCCCUCCCCUCAAUCACAUCCACGGCCGGAUCAACUGUUUCUGGAGGCUCUGAAGGAACGACAGUCAGCUCUGCAUCGAGUAGCCCCAUCCCGUCCACCUCCCCUCAAUCACAUCCACGGCCGGAUCAACUGUUUCUGGAGGCUCUGAAGGAACAACAGUCAGCUCUGCAUCGAGUAGCCCCAUCCCAUCCCCCUCCCCUCAAUCACAUCCACGGCCGGAUCAACUGUUACUGGAGGCUCUGAAAGAACAACAGUCAGCUCUGCAUCGAGUAGCCCCAUCCCAUCCCCCUCCCCUCAAUCACAUCCACGGCCGGAUCAACUGUUUCUGGAGGCUCUGAAGGAACGACAGUCAGCUCUGCAUCGAGUAGCCCCAUGCCGUCCACCUCCCCUCAAUCACAUCCACGGCCGGAUCAACUGUUUCUGGAGGCUCUGAAGGAACAACAGUCAGCUCUGCAUCGAGUAGCCCCAUGCCGUCCACCUCCCCUCAAUCACAUCCACGGCCGGAUCAACUGUUACUGGAGGCUCUGAAGGUACGACAGUCAGCUCUGCAUCGAGUAGCCCCAUGCCGUCCACCUCCCCUCAAUCACAUCCACGGCCGGAUCAACUGUUACUGGAGGCUCUGAAGGUACGACAGUCAGCUCUGCAUCGAGUAGCCCCAUCCCGUCCCCCUCCCCCUCAAUCACAUCCACGGCCGGAUCAAAUGUUUCUGGAGGCUCUGAAGGAACGACAGUCAGCUCUGCAUCGAGUAGCCCCAUGCCGUCCACCUCCCCCUCAAUUACAUCCACGGCCGGAUCAACUGUUUCUGGAGGUUCUGAAGGUACAACAGUAAGCUCUGCAUCGAGUAGCCCCAUCCCGUCCACCUCCCCCUCAUUCACUUCCACGAUCGGAUCAACUGUUUCUGGAGGUUCUGAAGGUACGACAGUAAGCUCUGCAUCGAGUAGCCCCAUCCCGUCCACCUCCCCCUCAUUCACUUCCACGAUCGGAUCAACUGUUUCUGGAGGCUCUGAAGGUACGACAGUAAGCUCUGCAUCGAGUAGCCCCUUCCCGUCCACCUCCCCCUCAUUCACUUCCACGAUCGGAUCAACUGUUUCUGGAGGCUCUGAAGGUACGACAGUAAGCUCUGCAUCGAGUAGCCCCAUCCCGUCCACCUCUCCCUCAUUCACUUCCACGAUCGGAUCAACUGUUUCUGGAGGCUCUGAAGGUACGACAGUAAGCUCUGCAUCGAGUAGCCCCAUCCCGUCCACCUCCCCCUCAUUCACUUCCACGAUCGGAUCAACUGUUUCUGGAGGCUCUGAAGGUACGACAGUAAGCUCUGCAUCGAGUAGCCCCAUCCCGUCCACCUCCCCCUCAUUCACUUCCACGAUCGGAUCAACUGUUUCUGGAGGCUCUGAAGGUACGACAGUAAGCUCUGCAUCGAGUAGCCCCAUCCCGUCCACCUCCCCUCAUUCACUUCCACGAUCGGAUCAACUGUUUCUGGAGGCUCUGAAGGUACGACAGUAAGCUCUGCAUCGAGUAGCCCCAUCCCGUCCACCUCCCCUCAUUCACUUCCACGAUCGGAUCAACUGUUUCUGGAGGCUCUGAAGGUACGACAGUAAGCUCUGCAUCGAGUAGCCCCAUCCCGUCCACCUCCCCCUCAUUCACUUCCACGAUCGGAUCAACUGUUACUGGAGGCUCUGAAGGAACGACAGUCAGCUCUGCAUCGAGUAGCCCCAUCCCGUCCCCCUCCCCUCAAUCACAUCCACGGCCGGAUCAACUGUUUCUGGAGGUUCUGAAGGUACGACAGUAAGCUCUGCAUCGAGUAGCCCCAUCCCGUCCACCUCCCCCUCAUUCACUUCCACGAUCGGAUCAACUGUUUCUGGAGGUUCUGAAGGUACGACAGUAAGCUCUGCAUCGAGUAGCCCCAUCCCGUCCACCUCCCCCUCAUUCACUUCCACGAUCGGAUCAACUGUUUCUGGAGGCUCUGAAGGUACGACAGUAAGCUCUGCAUCGAGUAGCCCCAUCCCGUCCACCUCCCCCUCAUUCACUUCCACGAUCGGAUCAACUGUUUCUGGAGGUUCUGAAGGUACGACAGUAAGCUCUGCAUCGAGUAGCCCCAUCCCGUCCACCUCCCCCUCAUUCACUUCCACGAUCGGAUCAACUGUUUCUGGAGGCUCUGAAGGUACGACAGUAAGCUCUGCAUCGAGUAGCCCCAUCCCGUCCACCUCCCCCUCAUUCACUUCCACGAUCGGAUCAACUGUUUCUGGAGGCUCUGAAGGUACGACAGUAAGCUCUGCAUCGAGUAGCCCCUUCCCGUCCACCUCCCCCUCAAUUACAUCCACGGCCGGAUCAACUGUUUCUGGAGGUUCUGAAGGUACAACAGUAAGCUCUGCAUCGAGUAGCCCCAUCCCGUCCACCUCCCCUCAUUCACUUCCACGAUCGGAUCAACUGUUUCUGGAGGCUCUGAAGGUACGACAGUAAGCUCUGCAUCGAGUAGCCCCAUCCCGUCCACCUCCCCUCAUUCACUUCCACGAUCGGAUCAACUGUUUCUGGAGGCUCUGAAGGUACGACAGUAAGCUCUGCAUCGAGUAGCCCCAUCCCGUCCACCUCCCCUCAUUCACUUCCACGAUCGGAUCAACUGUUUCUGGAGGCUCUGAAGGUACGACAGUAAGCUCUGCAUCGAGUAGCCCCAUCCCGUCCACCUCCCCUCAUUCACUUCCACGAUCGGAUCAACUGUUUCUGGAGGUUCUGAAGGUACGACAGUAAGCUCUGCAUCGAGUAGCCCCAUCCCGUCCACCUCCCCUCAUUCACUUCCACGAUCGGAUCAACUGUUUCUGGAGGCUCUGAAGGUACGACAGUAAGCUCUGCAUCGAGUAGCCCCAUCCCGUCCACCUCCCCCUCAUUCACUUCCACGAUCGGAUCAACUGUUUCUGGAGGUUCUGAAGGUACGACAGUAAGCUCUGCAUCGAGUAGCCCCAUCCCGUCCACCUCCCCCUCAUUCACUUCCACGAUCGGAUCAACUGUUUCUGGAGGCUCUGAAGGUACGACAGUAAGCUCUGCAUCGAGUAGCCCCAUCCCGUCCACCUCCCCCUCAAUCACAUCCACGGCCGGAUCAACUGUUUCUGGAGGUUCUGAAGGUACGACAGUAAGCUCUGCAUCGAGUAGCCCCAUCCCGUCCACCUCCCCUCAUUCACUUCCACGAUCGGAUCAACUGUUUCUGGAGGUUCUGAAGGUACGACAGUAAGCUCUGCAUCGAGUAGCCCCAUCCCGUCCACCUCCCCCUCAUUCACUUCCACGAUCGGAUCAACUGUUUCUGGAGGUUCUGAAGGUACGACAGUAAGCUCUGCAUCGAGUAGCCCCAUCCCGUCCACCUCCCCCUCAAUCACAUCCACGGCCGGAUCAACUGUUUCUGGAGGUUCUGAAGGUACGACAGUAAGCUCUGCAUCGAGUAGCCCCAUCCCGUCCACCUCCCCCUCAUUCACUUCCACGAUCGGAUCAACUGUUUCUGGAGGUUCUGAAGGUACGACAGUAAGCUCUGCAUCGAGUAGCCCCAUCCCGUCCACCUCCCCUCAAUCACAUCCACGGCCGGAUCAACUGUUUCUGGAGGCUCUGAAGGUACGACAGUAAGCUCUGCAUCGAGUAGCCCCAUCCCGUCCACCUCCCCUCAUUCACUUCCACGAUCGGAUCAACUGUUUCUGGAGGCUCUGAAGGUACGACAGUAAGCUCUGCAUCGAGUAGCCCCAUCCCGUCCACCUCCCCUCAAUUACAUCCACGGCCGGAUCAACUGUUUCUGGAGGUUCUGAAGGUACGACAGUAAGCUCUGCAUCGAGUAGCCCCAUCCCGUCCACCUCCCCCUCAUUCACUUCCACGAUCGGAUCAACGGUUUCUAGAGGCUCUGAAGGUACGACAGUAAGCUCUGCAUCGAGUAGCCCCAUCCCGUCCACCUCCCCCUCAAUUACAUCCACGGCCGGAUCAACUGGUUCUGGAGGUUCUGAAGGUACGACAGUAAGCUCUGCAUCGAGUAGCCCCAUCCCGUCCACCUCCCCCUCAUUCACUUCCACGAUCGGAUCAACGGUUUCUAGAGGCUCUGAAGGUACGACAGUAAGCUCUGCAUCGAGUAGCCCCAUCCCGUCCACCUCCCCCUCAUUUACUUCCACGAUCGGAUCAACUGUUUCUGGAGGUUCUGAAGGUACGACAGUAAGCUCUGCAUCGAGUAGCCCCAUCCCGUCCACCUCCCCUCAUUCACUUCCACGAUCGGAUCAACUGUUUCUGGAGGUUCUGAAGGUACGACAGUAAGCUCUGCAUCGAGUAGCCCCAUCCCGUCCACCUCCCCCUCAUUCACUUCCACGAUCGGAUCAACUGUUUCUGGAGGUUCUGAAGGUACGACAGUAAGCUCUGCAUCGAGUAGCCCCAUCCCGUCCACCUCCCCCUCAAUUACAUCCACGGCCGGAUCAACUGUUUCUGGAGGUUCUGAAGGUACGACAGUAAGCUCUGCAUCGAGUAGCCCCAUCCCGUCCACCUCCCCCUCAUUCACUUCCACGAUCGGAUCAACUGUUUCUGGAGGUUCUGAAGGUACGACAGUAAGCUCUGCAUCGAGUAGCCCCAUCCCGUCCACCUCCCCUCAAUUACAUCCACGGCCGGAUCAACUGUUUCUGGAGGUUCUGAAGGUACAACAGUAAGCUCUGCAUCGAGUAGCCCCAUCCCGUCCACCUCCCCUCAAUCACAUCCACGGCCGGAUCAACUGUUUCUGGAGGUUCUGAAGGUACGACAGUAAGCUCUGCAUCGAGUAGCCCCAUCCCGUCCACCUCCCCCUCAUUCACUUCCACGAUCGGAUCAACGGUUUCUAGAGGCUCUGAAGGAACGACAGUCAGCUCUGCAUCGAGUAGCCCCAUCCCGUCCACCUCCCCCUCAAUCACAUCCACGGCCGGAUCAACUGUUUCUGGAGGUUCUGAAGGUACGACAGUAAGCUCUGCAUCGAGUAGCCCCAUCCCGUCCACCUCCCCCUCAAUUACAUCCACGGCCGGAUCAACUGUUUCUGGAGGUUCUGAAGGUACGACAGUAAGCUCUGCAUCGAGUAGCCCCAUCCCGUCCACCUCCCCCUCAUUCACUUCCACGAUCGGAUCAACGGUUUCUAGAGGCUCUGAAGGUACGACAGUCAGCUCUGCAUCGAGCAGUCUAUCUUCAUCCUCUUCCCCAGUCCCCUCUUCCACUGGUGGUUUUACGAUAACCUAUUUUUCCGAUUCCACCAGUAGCCAUUCAACUGGUGUUUCAUCAACUCAUUUUAUAAUCAGUUCGACGUUGAGCUCCAGUAAGUUUCUGCUCACACAGCCUAGAAUACUUGUAAAUGAAGCUGAUUUGAAGAUUUUUCUGGUCAUCUUGUUUGUAAGCGAUAACACGAUUUAAUUUUUUGUUCAGUUGAUUCUCUAGAGAACUGUUGCUAACUUACUCACUUCACCUGGAAGCAAACUGUUAGGGCCUAAGUGAAUGCGCAAUAUAUACUUUUUGCUCAUCAACUAUUUGUGCCGUUUUCAGUAGAAAAGCAGUAACUUCUCAUCAGUGAUCUUCUGCCUUCAAAUCGUCUUUACUUCUAUGUGUCACCUUAAUCCAGAAACUUCUCCUAUUCCCCAACAAUAUUCGCAAGGACAGGACUUGAAUUUUUCUCUUCAUAGACUUAGUUUAUAAAACUCCGUGAUAAAAAAUCGUCUUCGAAGUGUUCAAGCUCUCCGAAGCAAAACAAGACAACUUCACCCUUCCCCAUUUCCCUCAUUUUACCCGUCUGUCUUUACUUUUCUGUGGAAAAAUAUUUGCGAGGUGGGCAAGCAGAGUCAGAAUUACAUCGUUGUUCUGUUAACUGCUGCCUAAUUGUUAUUUCUUUCAGGUACAUCAGUUCCCACUACCACUGCUUCGAGUGAGCUCACAUAAGUAUGAUAUAAAAACGAUUUUGUAUUGUUUAGGACCGAAUGUUACAUGCCUGAUGAUGUUCGAUGCACAAUCGUCUGGUAUUACAUCAGAAGCGGUGUCAACUUACCGAACUGUAAUAUUUCGAACUUUCGUAAUCUUUCCAACUUCACUCUCAAUGAUUUUUUUUUCCAGUAUUUCAAUUUUGCUUUGAAAAUUGGUAACAAAUUGGCCGCUGUUGCUGAUUUCUCGGGGUACAUUGCUAACUUUGGUUACGGACCACCAGAUGAUGACCAUAAAAAUUACGUGCCUUACUCGUUAGAUGAGUUCAACAGCAUUCCGUAUUCAAUUACUACGGAUGAUGACGAUAUUGGUUUGGAUUUGAAAGAGUAGGUUUUUCUGAUGAAAAUGUUAAAGAAAGGUUUGUCUCAGUGUGGAUGCCAGCUUGGAAACAGCCGUUUGGGUUCCUCCAGUCAAAGAUCAAACUUGUUUGGUUUUUAUUUCUGCAGCGUGAGUUAUUUGCUCGAAGAGACGAAGAGAAAUGAAAAUUUUCAGCGAAAGCGAUGCCUAUGGUGGUACGACACUCCAAACCAACUAUACCAAUUUUGUCACCGUUGUCGGAGCAUUAGUUGGAGGUAAUUCAAGCUGCUCCGUACAGUGCCCCCAAUAAAUUUAGAAACCCCUUAAUUUCAAACUUUCUGGAAAAACUAAAGGAGAUAUUAAAAAUCUGUGAAUAACAUUUGAUUUGGCAUUCAAAAUAACCUCAGGGGUCAAUUUGUGCUGAUCUGAAAAUGGAACUCUCGUGCCAUUAAAUAAUUGUUUUUCGGCUAUCUAAUAAGCUUACUUUAGGACCCCUCAAAAAUAGAACUAUUUUUUGAAAAAUGGCAAGCUGAAAGUUGAAAUCUGUUGCAUAAUGCUAAAGCUUGGAAAAAAUACUUAAAUUUUCAGGAGCGACAAGCAUACCAGGACUCACAAAUGUCGUCGCUGCUUCCACUUUGACGGAUGAUGAUGCUCAAGCUGUUGUCGAUCUGAUUCUAAAGAAUCUUCCCUCAUCUGGUUUCUAA